AUGACUAAAGAUUUGGCUGAAACUAACUUGUUUAAACCUAUAACUAUUGGUAAAGAUAUCAAAUUAUCUCAUAGAAUAGUGCAUGCACCUACAUCGAGAUCAAGAUCUACCAAUGAUGGUGAAAAUUCUCCAACAGAUUUAAUGAUUCAAUAUUAUGAUUCAAGAUCAAGAACCGAAGGUUCAUUGUUGGUAUUCGAAUCAUGUUUAGUAUCACCAAGAAGUGGAUUAGUACCAUUCAAAUCCGGUGUUUUUACUUCCGCUCAAUGUGAAGCUUUAAGAAAAAUAACUGAUAAAAUUCACGAAAAUAAUUCAUAUGUUUCAUGUCAAAUUUUCAGUCCUGGUAGAGUAGCCAAUAUUCAAAUUUUAAAAGAUAAACAAUUGCCAUAUGUUGCUCCUUCUGUUAUAUAUCACGCUGAAGGUCAUAAGGUAACUGCUGAAGAAUUAAAUUACCCAUUAAAAGAAUUAACAAUUGAAGAAAUUCAUCAAAUUCAAGAUGAUUUUGUAACUGCUGCUAUAAAUUGCUUAACUAUAGGAGGAUUUGAUUUAGUUGAAUUGCAUGGAACUUCAGGAUUUUUAAUUGAACAAUUUUUAUCACCAAUUUCAAAUACAAGAACUGAUCAAUAUGGAGGAAGUGUUGAAAAUAGAUGUAGAUUCUUAAUUGAAAUAAUAGAUAAAUUUAUAGAACAUCCACAAAUUGGAGCCUCAAAAUUUGGUGUUAGAAUAGCUGCAUGGUCAACUCAUUUUGGUAUGAAUUAUCCUGAAGAUAAAUAUCCAUUAGACGCGUCAUUUCCACCAUUAUUAUUUUGUCAAUACAUAUUGAAAUACUUAGAAAAAUUAAAACAACAGGGUAAAGAAAUUGCUUAUGUUUCAAUAACAGAACCAAGAGUUUCUGGUUCUUUUGAUCAAGAUCCAGAUGGGAAAUCAAAUUCAUCAUUAACUGAAAUUUGGUCAGGUAAAUUAAUUAGAGCUGGUGGUUACGCGACGAAUUAUAAAGGUGAUCCAUCGUUAAUUAAAUCAAAUAACUCAAAUUUGAAAAUUGGGGACGGUGAAGUACAACACUAUGCUGCUUUAACAAAGGAUGUUGACGCUGAUGAUAGAACAUUAAUUGCUUUCUCGAGACCAUUUACUUCAAAUCCUGAUUUAAUCAAGAGAUUGAAAGAAAAUCUCAAGUUAGAUUUAUAUGAAAGACCUUUCUUUUAUUCUCAUCAAUUAGAAGGUUAUUUAACUUUUGGAGAUUAUGUUGAUGAGAAUUUAUUUUCAAAUACAUUAAAAUUUCCAAUUGAUGAAUUAAAAAGAGAAGGUAAAUCAUUAUUAAAUAGUCAAGUAAAUUAA
Molecule: messenger RNA, 1332 nt
Organism: Lodderomyces jiufengensis
Lineage: Eukaryota; Fungi; Ascomycota; Pichiomycetes; Serinales; Debaryomycetaceae
Exons: 1
Coding region: 1-1332 (443 amino acids)
Molecular function (GO): FMN binding; NADPH dehydrogenase activity
Source: RefSeq, a predicted model, not a curated record